Molecule: messenger RNA, 1470 nt
Organism: Coprinopsis cinerea okayama7#130
Lineage: Eukaryota; Fungi; Basidiomycota; Agaricomycetes; Agaricales; Psathyrellaceae
Product: cytochrome P450
Exons: 10
Coding region: 1-1470 (489 amino acids)
Molecular function (GO): oxidoreductase activity, acting on paired donors, with incorporation or reduction of molecular oxygen; heme binding; iron ion binding
Source: RefSeq, a predicted model, not a curated record
AUGCUCCCUUUGGCGCUCCCGAAUGGGAAAGCCGUACCUGACCUCGUGACGAACGCAUCCCGACCCAAGGGUCUGCCUAUUUUGGGAAAUCUCUUUCAGAUUCCAUCUGAGCGCCCAUGGCUCGUCUACAGUGAUUGGAAGAAGACGUAUGGUGACAUGAUUUACUUGGAGGCGAUGGGACAGUCAAUGAUGAUUGUCAACUCGUUAUCUGUGGCUACCGACUUGCUUGAGAAGAGAGGAAACAACUACUCGGACAGGCCUGGAUCUUCACCCGCGUACGAUAUAUUGGGCUUCGAGUGGAUGGUAGGGCUGAUGAACUGCGGUCCUGAGUUCACUAGCCAUCGGCGAGCAUUCCAGCAACACCUCAAUCCACGGAAGGUUCCCAUUUUCUCUCCCAUCAUUCACGAGGAGGGAAUGUCCUUCGUUCGUCGACUGUUGAAAGAUCCCAAAGACUUUCGUAAAUGCAGUAGAAUGUACUUCGGCAUGGUCUUGAUGAGGGUUGCAUUUGGGUCGACGGACCCUGUCUACAAUGCUGACCUCAUCGGAAAGGCGGAAAUAGUAUCGAAAGGGUUCUCAGAAGCUGGUUUACCAGGGAAGUACCUCGUUAAUGUUUUUCCGUUUCUGCGAUUUGUACCGGCGUGGUUUCCGGGAGCUGGUUGGAAGCGCACACUCCUGGAGAUUAACGGGAUCACGAAGGAGUUGAUUAUCGACUCAUUUAAUGACGUUCGAGAUAGAGUGAGGGCGGGAAAUCAGAGUCGCGAGUAUCCUUGUGUAGCGAGUGGGUUGAUAGAGGAACUUCCGCCCGAGAAUAGCCCUGAGUAUGCAGAGAGGGAGUAUGUGGCUCGAGCGACCGCAGUCGCCAGCUAUGCCGGUGGCUCUGACACGACCGGAGGCACAACCGAAGCUCUAUUCGCAGCUCUUGCCUCGAAUGUAGAAGUCCAGCUCCAAGCACAAAAAGAGAUAGAUAGCGUACUCGGCGUCGGAAACCUCCCAAGACCUGAAGAUAUUCCCCGCCUCCAGUACAUACAGGCUAUCACCAAAGAGAUCCUCCGUUGGUUUGUCGUCACGCCAUUUGCUCUUCCACACACUAUCAAAGAGGAUGACGAAUACCAAGGCUACUUCCUACCGAAGGGAACCGCCAUUUUCCCUAACCUGUGGUUCAUGCUUCAUGAUCCGGAGGUGUUCAAGGAUCCUCUCAAGUUCGACCCAGAGCGAUAUCUCAAGGAUGGGAAGAUUAAUCCUGAUGUCCUUGAUUCAGAGACAGCCGCUUUCGGGUUUGGCCGCCGUGUCUGCCCAGGAAGAUAUCUCGCGCUCGACUCUCUCGGAUAUAUGAUCGCGUGCUUGCUUGCUGUUUUUAUUGUGCGCCCCGCAAAGGAUAGCCACGGAAAGUCGAUUCCAAUCAACGUAGAGAUUACAUCUGGAGUCAUUGUGUACGUCUCUCCUGAUCAUCUCGUCGACGAAACUUACUGA